Messenger RNA from Dermacentor silvarum, 636 nucleotides. RefSeq names its product rho guanine nucleotide exchange factor 16. The coding region runs from base 1 to 636 and encodes 211 amino acids. Lineage: Eukaryota; Metazoa; Arthropoda; Arachnida; Ixodida; Ixodidae. The record is from RefSeq and is a predicted model, not a curated record. Gene Ontology annotation, biological process: activation of GTPase activity. Gene Ontology annotation, molecular function: guanyl-nucleotide exchange factor activity. The transcript has 3 exons.
AUGAACUGUUUCCUGCCGCAGGUUGUAGCUGACUGUAACGAGGGUGCCCGCAAGAUGGCGCGCAUGGAGGAGAUGCUGCACGUUUCACGCACGCUCGAGUUUCGCGAGUGCCGCGCGGUGCCCCUCAUCUCGUCCAGCCGCUGGCUGGUGAAGCGGGGCCCACUGGUGCGGGUGUCACUGGACAGCCGGAGGCGCACCUGGGGCCGCCUGGUGCAGUGCGCGCGCACUUCGCUUCACUUGUUCCUCUUCACCGACCUGCUGCUGGUGACCAAGCGCAAGGGGGACGACUACUACGCCGUACUGGACCACUGCCCGCGCAACAUGCUGCAGGCAUGCGCGGAGGCCCCAGCUACGCUGCCGCCGCGCUUGCCCGACUGCUGUCGCCACCUGUUCCAGCUCACCCUGCUGCAGAACAGCGCCGGACGCACAGUCGAGAUGCUGCUGGCCGCCGAGUCCGAGAGCGACAAGACUCGGUGGAUGGACGUGUUGACGCCCAUGGUGUCCAGUGACCCUGACGAACGCAUCUACGAAGAGUGGGGUCAGUCGUGGGUGCAGGGGGGCCCACCCCGUAUUUUUGCCAGGUCGGGGCAGAGGUUAAAAUCUAUGCCAGACGAACCCAGCUCGUACUGCAUGUGA